Betta splendens (Siamese fighting fish) is the source of this 2079-nucleotide messenger RNA. RefSeq names its product lysosomal associated membrane protein family member 5 (gene lamp5). Gene Ontology annotation, cellular component: membrane. NCBI's taxonomy places the organism in Eukaryota, Metazoa, Chordata, Actinopteri, Anabantiformes, Osphronemidae. The coding region runs from base 505 to 1338 and encodes 277 amino acids. The transcript has 6 exons. The record is from RefSeq and is a predicted model, not a curated record.
GGCGUUUCCCUCCAGACACUUCAGCCCAACCUGCAGCCGCGCGCACAGAGCUCGGCGUCUACAGCAUUGCGGGAUUAACGGCGACCGGACGAGGCUAAUUUCAUUGGACCGGACUUUUUCCUGCCAAGUUGGACCCCGGUUCCGUUUCUAGGAAAGUCCGUUCUGCAGCUGUCAGUGGGUUAAACCUUGGAGAGGCAGGGUCGCCUUGGGCUGCCAGAACACUUCGGUGCCGGCUGCUUCUGCAGAGCGAACCGGAUCUCACGACGUCCGACAGAGCUGGGCUUUUUUUUGGUGCAUUCGAUUUGAUCUGAGCGUGACUUCUGGGCGCCGACCACAGGAAUCCCUCCUCUUCCUCUCCUUACUCUUAUUGCAUCCCGCCUCCCUGCUCUUCCUCUCUCUUCUUUUGGCGGGCUCAGCACCGGUUGCCCAGUCAGUCAGUCAGUCAGUCAGUCAGUCAGUCAGUCAGUCAGUGUCUCGCAUCAGCGCCGGGGGAAACUGAUAGAAAUGGGACGAGUCGCUUUCAGGACCACGAACAGCGCCCGACUUGUGCUGAUCAGCCUGUUUGGUGUGCUGGCGCUGUCCGUGGUGCUGGCCGAGCAGGAGGGGGAGAACCUGUCCGGCCUCUCCAACAACCCGGACAAAGCCAUAUUCGCGGUCCGGGAGAACGGAACGACGUGCCUGAUGGUCGAGUUCGCCGUGAAAUUCCUGGUGCCGUAUGACGUGCUCGCGCUCAACGGGAUAGACCUGAUCACGGAACAGGCUUCCUUCACUUUGCCUCGCAGCGCUGAAAUCGAGGGCAAAUGCGGGAGCACGGAGUCAGAGAUCCACAUAUCCUGGAAGAACAACGCCUACACCCUCCGCAUCUACUUCUCUGAGGAGGUUCGUGACAAAGGCACCGAGGUGUGGAAGGUCAGCAAGGUCCAGUUCGUCUACGACACCUCGGAGACGUCGCACUUCAUAAACGCGUACAACCCUGGGAAGCACACAGCCAGCACGCACCGCCUCUCGGCCCUGGUGACCCCCACGGGGCGCUCCUACGUGUGCGCAGCUCAGCAGACCCUCACCCUCAUCUCCAGUGACCACCAGAAGGGCGUCACCGUCUCCAUGUACGACGUCCAGAUCCAGCCCUUCGACAUCGCCUCCGACUUCAUGUUCAGCGAACCCUAUAAGUGCAUCACCGACCAGCGGGAGCGCCUGGAGGAGACCCUCCCCCUCAUCCUGGGCUUCAUCCUGGGCCUCAUCAUCGUCAUCACGCUCACCAUCUACCACUUCCACCUCAAGCUGACGGCGACGCAGCCGCAGCUCCCCAGGGACCGCUCCAUGUACAAGAACAUGUAGCCGCGCCCGCUCUCCGCCGCCGCCGUGAUCAAAGACCCGCCUCCUCGUUGUCCCACGACCUGAUCGCUCACAGGAAGGAGCCCCGGCCGCGCAGCCGCCGCCGCCGCUGGAGCCGGAACAGCUCCGAGACAGGUUUAUGGGACAGUCGGGGCCUAGCGUGGAUGUAGCUGGAGGGAGGGGACUGCUGAGUCCACACUUUGUGCCAUAAAUCCUGUAUUUGAUCUCGAUUACUGUACUUUCAAUAACCGAUUAUGUUUUUCUGACUAUAUAUUUAAGUCUCACUCACACUGGGCUCAGCGACGGCAGCACUUCACCUUUUUUCUUGUCAUUUCUAACUCUAUCCAGCUUGUUUCUGAAUGAGGAUUCAGAUAUUGCCUGAGCUUCUGCCAACGAAGUGCUGCUGCAGUACAUCGUCUCAAUCCCUGUCAGCUACAGCCACUAAACCAUUUCUGUUCAAAUUUCCUUUGGCUUUAGAUUUUUGAAUGCAGCCAUAGUGGUGCCAGUGUCUUGUAGUGUGUCCUGUGCUGUGGCAUUCAGAGUCAAAAAAAAAAGGAAGGAAAGCGGCACGUCGACGUCCGACUGAAGCUCUAAGCUGCAUCCUGACGUUCACCAGAGCACCGCGCGUGUUCACGGGAGAACGGAGAGGUGACGUGUGGAAUAUUUUCAGAAACAAAGUCUAUGCAUAAACCUCUGCUGAUGCAAUCUCGUGCUGUGCUCCCCCGAAAUAAACUGUUGGACUCA